AUGGGCCACACUACGAAAGAAUGUGUAACCCUGAAAGACAAAAUUCAGGAACUAAUCCAUGCAGGGCAAUUGAAAAAGUAUGUGCGGGUUGACUGUCCCCACACGUCCAUAGAUCAACCCAGUCCAAGACGAACCAACCUAGGAAAUCCGAGAGGCAUGGAAGGAUCAGAAGCAAUCGGGCCGACUGUUCCCGGUCGGAAAGGCGAUGAAGCAGGAGUCAAGCGCAUUGUGCGGACGUUACAAUAUGUUCACUCGGUGGACGAUGUCCCCCCCAUUACGUUCUCAAAUGAAGAAUUCCACGCCCCUGAUCCCGACCAGGACGAUCCAAUGGUGAUAACGGCGGAAAUCGCCCGGUACGACGUGAGCAAGGUACUGGUGGAUCAAGGGAGCUCGGUGAACAUCCUCUAUUGGAAAACCUUCCAGCAAAUGGAAAUAUCAGAAGACCUGAUCGUCCCAUACAACAAACAGAUUGUGAGAUUCACAGGAGAGAGGGUCGACACCAGGGGAUAUGUACAUUUGCGUAAAAGACUGGGAACUGGUCGGAGCAGCGAGGAAAAGAGGGUGGAAUACGAAGCCCUGGUGGCUGGCCUCGAACUGGCAAGAGACAUAGGGGCUCAGAAGGUCAUAUGCUGCACAGAUUCCCAACUCGUCGUGGGACAAAUGAACGGCGAUUUCCAA
Vigna umbellata (rice bean) is the source of this 678-nucleotide messenger RNA. NCBI's taxonomy places the organism in Eukaryota, Viridiplantae, Streptophyta, Magnoliopsida, Fabales, Fabaceae. The record is from RefSeq and is a predicted model, not a curated record.